Molecule: messenger RNA, 609 nt
Organism: Protopolystoma xenopodis
Lineage: Eukaryota; Metazoa; Platyhelminthes; Monogenea; Polystomatidea; Polystomatidae
Source: the annotation of a GenBank genome assembly
AUGAGUCCGAAAGGCGUCCAAAAGCUUCAUCUUUGUUCUGGCCAUCUCUUGAUGACAGAUGCAACCCUGACCCCAACAAGGCAUCAGCCGCAACUCGCCAGCGAUGCCGUUGGUCGCUUUGCCUCCGUCGAGCGGCAGCAUAUGGACGAACAUGGAGCCGGCGGAAGUGACGUGGACGAGGCGACGCCAACAGAACGCAGCCUUGUCUUGUCGCAGAGGCGACCAAGAUUCUUCUCAGAGAUGCGACGCGAUCUGACUUUUUCUGGGGAUUGCUGUCAGAAUCUUUAUCUCUUGGAGGCCAGCGGCUCGGAAUCUAAAUUAUUAAGGAGAUCACAGUCCCAGUCAACUUCUCCUCCACGUACCGCAGAUGAGGCGAAAAUCCGCAGAACCCAGUCAUCUCCUCGUGAAGAGUUGUCUGUCCCGACGGAUCUAGGACAGUCCGACACGCAGCAACAGGAGGCGGCUAGUGACACUGUAAGGUCUGGAGCCGGCGGCUUUCGUCUCCAAUGGCACCGCAGCAAGCCGAAACAUGGUUCUAGUCUACAUUUGUCUGAUUCGACUGUUGUGGCCGUCCAGGCUGCGUUGAAUCGACGUUCACUGCAGGUAUAA